Molecule: messenger RNA, 1403 nt
Organism: Salvia hispanica
Lineage: Eukaryota; Viridiplantae; Streptophyta; Magnoliopsida; Lamiales; Lamiaceae
Product: syntaxin-32-like
Biological process (GO): endoplasmic reticulum to Golgi vesicle-mediated transport; vesicle fusion; intracellular protein transport
Cellular component (GO): endomembrane system; SNARE complex; Golgi membrane
Molecular function (GO): SNARE binding; SNAP receptor activity
Source: RefSeq, a predicted model, not a curated record
CGGUGGAAAAUUAAUACAGCGGAAAUAAACAUAACAUGAAUUUUACCCUCUUCACGCAGAUCUAGGGUUUCGUUCAUUUCACCAAUUUCAGGGUUUUGAGAUCCAGGCUAAAUUUUCCGAAUUCCUGUUUCUCGAUCCCUAAUUUUAAAUCCCUCUGGAUCAAGCAUAGUUUAUAUGUUAUUAAGGUGUUGAUAAUUUGAUCGGCAAAAAUGUCGGUGAAGAGCAAUGCUUCGAUCAGGGAUCGGACGCAGGAGUUUUUAGGGAUUGCGGAGAGGGCAAGGAAAUCAGUAUCGUUGCACAAUGGGCCCAGCAGCAGUGGAUCCAAGCGGGAGGAGCCGCCGCGGUCGGCGCUGGCGAUGCAAUCGGAGUUCAACCGGCGGGCAUCCAAAAUUGGGCUUGGGAUUCAUCAGACGUCGCAGAAGCUAGCUAAGCUGGCAAAGCUGGCAAAGAGAACAUCAGUGUUUGAUGAUCCUACCUUGGAAAUCCAGGAGCUCACUGCAGUCAUCAAGCAAGAUAUAACAGCUCUUAACUCUGGUCUAGUUGAUCUCCAGUAUCUCUCCAAUUCACGCAAUGAGAAUACCUCCAGUGACACCACUACUCAUUCUACUACUGUUGUUGAUGAUCUAAAGAAUCGUUUGAUGAGCACCACAAAGGAGUUCAAGGAAGUUUUAACCAUGCGAACAGAGAACCUGAAGGUUCAUGACAACAGAAGACAGUUGUUUUCGUCGUCUGCUUCCAAGAGCCAUGCAAAUCCUUUUGUUCGCCAGCGUCCUUUGGCUGCAAAGGCUUCAACUAGUAACUCAGCUGCCACACCUCUUCCAUGGUCCAAUGGCACACAAACUUCAUCCCAGUUAUUUCCCAAGACUCAAGUUGACGGGGAGUCCCAGCCUUUGCUGCAGCAGCAACAAAAUCAACAACUACAGCAAAUUGUUCCCGUACAGGACAGCUACAUGCAGAGUAGAGCCGAGGCUCUUCAAAAUGUGGAGUCGACAAUUCAUGAGCUGGGCAGUAUCUUCAAUCAGUUGGCUACAUUGGUAUCUCAGCAAGGAGAGAUUUCUAUCAGGAUUGAUGAGAACAUGGAAGACACGUUGUCAAACGUGGAGGGAGCACAAGGGGCUUUGCUCAAGUACCUCAAUAGCAUUUCAUCAAAUCGGUGGCUAAUGAUCAAAAUAUUCUUUGUGCUGAUUUUCUUCCUCAUGGUAUUCCUCUUCUUCGUGGCCUAGUCAGCUGUUGCACAGUAAGCAAAACUCGUAUUCGGCCGUAUAAUUUUUCAAAGUAUUUUGUAGUAAUAUUCUUUAUGUACAUCGGGACGGGAACCUUACUUCUGACGAGCUUCAGUGUAUUCUUACUAUAAGUGAAGUUGAAGACAGUUUGAAGUGUAAUGGAAAAUUUAUAUUUUAAUU